Akanthomyces muscarius is the source of this 1662-nucleotide messenger RNA. RefSeq lists its product as uncharacterized. The transcript has a single exon. Gene Ontology annotation, cellular component: membrane. The record is from RefSeq and is a predicted model, not a curated record. Gene Ontology annotation, biological process: amino acid transmembrane transport. The coding region runs from base 1 to 1662 and encodes 553 amino acids. Lineage: Eukaryota; Fungi; Ascomycota; Sordariomycetes; Hypocreales; Cordycipitaceae. Gene Ontology annotation, molecular function: amino acid transmembrane transporter activity.
AUGGGCCUUGAAACGGACGCCGAGGCCCAGCGCCCCGACGCCAUACACCCGAUCCCCACGCACGGCAGCAGCACCGACCACGAUGCGGCCAAGCUCGACGCCCAGGAGCAGCGCCAUCUCGGCACGCUGGACCGCAAGCUCAAGUCGCGGCACGUCCAGUUUCUCGCCCUCUCGGGCGCCAUCGGCACGGGCCUCUUCGUCGGCAGCGGGCAGGUGCUGUCGCUCGCAGGCCCGCUGUCCGCGUUCCUCUCCUACGCCGUGACGGGCUUCAACCUCUUUUGCGUCGUCAACUGCCUCGGCGAGAUGGCCGCGUGGCUGCCCGUGCCCGGCGCCGUGCCCGUGUUCGCGGCGCGCUACGUCGACCCCGCGCUGGGCUUCACGCUCGGCUGGAACUACUGGUACCAGUUUGCGAUUGGCGUGCCCAUCGAGGUGACCGUCUGCGCCGUCAUCCUCGACUACUGGCCCAACGCGGUCCCCAAGGCGGCGCUCAUCACCAUCUUCUUCGCCACCAUGGUGCUCGUCAACUGCCUGCCCGUGCGCGUCUACGGCGAGGCCGAGUUUGUGUUUGGCGCCGUCAAGCUGACGACGAUUGUCGGGCUCAUCCUGCUCAUGUUCAUCAUCACCGUGGGCGGGUCGCCGUCGGGCGACGUCAUCGGGUUCCGCUACUGGAAGCAUCCGGGCCCGAUGAAUGAGUAUCUCGAGGACGGCGCGCUGGGCCGCUUCCUGGCAUUCUGGAAAGUGUUUAUCCAGGCGACGUUUUCGUAUGGCGGCAGCGAAAUGGUGGUGGUCGCCUCCGGCGAGACGGAGAACCCGCGACGCAACAUCCCCAAAGCCAUUCGGCGCGUGUUUUGGCGCAUCCUUCUAUUUUACGUGGUGUCCAUUUUUCUAGUCGGGCUUUGCGUCUCUUCAAAGGACGAGAAGCUCCUGAACGCCAUCGAUUCGUCUGCCCCUGGUGCCAAGCAGAGCCCGUUUGUCAUUGCCAUUAGCAACGCUGGUAUCAAGACGCUGCCGUCCAUCAUUAAUGGUGUCAUUCUGACAUCGGCCUGGUCGGCUGGGAACUCUUUCUUCUAUGCGUCUACGCGGGUGCUGUACUCGGCUGCCCUCGACGGCAAAGCCCCGUCCAUUCUUCGGUUUGAGCGGUUCGGUGUACCGUACGUCUGCGUCGCUGCGACGACUGCGCUUUCAAGCCUCGUCUACCUCAACGUCAACAACCAGUCUGCGGAGGUGUUUUUCUGGAUCAGCAACCUUUCUGCCGUGAGCACGCUUAUUGUGUGGGCAAGCGUCUCUUACACGUACCUACGCUUCUACCACGGUCUCCGCCACCAUGGCGUGGACCGCGAUACGCUCCCAUACAAAUCUCCCAUGCAGCCCUUUUUGGCAUAUUUCGCCAUUGUUUUCUGCCUUGUAAUUGCUUUUUUCAAUGGGUUUGAUGCGUUCUUCCCGGGCAAAUUUUCUGCCAAGUCGUUCCUUCCGCCGUACAUUGACAUACCAAUCUUCCUCAGCCUAUUUCUGGGCUACAAAUUUGUUAAAAGAACGAAAUUUGUACCGCUGGCAGAGAUGGAUCUGUGGUCAGGAAAAGCCGAGAUUGAUCGUCUGGAAGGGACUUGGGUAGUUCCUAAACCGAGGAACUUUCUGGAGAGAAUGUGGUUCUGGCUGGGAUAG